AUGAGUAUAAAACGGGUAUUUGAGUAUUUUCCAAAGCUGGGAAGUCAGCUGAAGAAAGGUGAAUGUGGCAGAAUCGCCGUGGUGGGUGGAGCUCUCGAAUACACCGGAGCUCCAUACUUUUCAGCGAUGGCACCGAUGAAAAUAGUAAGGAUAUGUCAAAUAUAUAAAACGUAUUGAAGGGAGCCGACUUGAGUUACCUAUUUUGUCCAUCAGAAGCAGCUCCGGUGAUUAAGACCUACAGUCCCGAACUGAUCGUAUACCCGACCCAAGAAUUCGACAAAAUUGAAAAGCUGAUUGGACGGAUUGACAGUUUGGUCAUCGGACCGGGAUUGGGACGAGACAAGGAUGUUCAUGUGCCUUUGAUUAAAAAGAUUCUAGCAUCUGUACGAAAACAAAAGGCUCUGUCAGUAGUCAUCGACGCUGUAAGAAUGUUGUUUGGUUUGUUAACUGUUAUCAUUUCUAUCCUCAUAUAAUUUAUAAUUGUUGUGUUUAGUAUUUUUAAUGUAUAAUUAGGUGGUUAAACCGUACGCCGUCAUUUGGGACAAAACGACAUUUGGGACAGCGACAUUUGGGACAAUUAAAAAUCCAUUACUUUUUCACUAUACCUGAUCCCUACCCAUGACCUUGUAGGCCCUACCUGACCCCACCCCUGACUUUUUUGGCUCUGCCCGACCCCGUCCCUGACCUUGCUGGUCCUACCCAACCCCUACCCCUGACCUUGUUGGUCCUACCCGACCCUACCCCUACCAUUUUUUGGCCCUACCUGGCCCUACCCCCUAACCUUUUUUUGUAGGGGGGGGGGUAGGGCCAAAAAGGUUAGGGGUGGACUUGGGUAGGGCUAAUAAGGUCAGGGGUAUGGUCAGGUAGGGCCAAAAAGGUUAGGGGUGGGGUCAGGUAGGGCCAAAAUAAUCAGGGGUGGGGUCAGGUAAGGCCAAAAAGGUCAGCGGUGAGCUUGGGUAGGGCCAAAAAGGUCAGGUGCUGGGUCAGGUAGGGUUAGAAAAGUCAAAAGUUGGGUAAGGCUUAUAGGGCCAAGGGAAGGGUUGGGUAGGGCUAAUAGGGUCAGGGGUGAGGUUGGGUAGGGCCAAAAAGGUCAGGUGCUGGGUCAGGUAGGGUUAGAAAAGUCAAAAGUUGGGUAAGGCUUAUAGGGCCAAGGGAAGGGUUGGGUAGGGCUAAUAGGGUCAGGGGUGAGGUUGGGUAGGGCCAAAAGGGGUCAAGGGUAGGCCAAAAAAGUCAGGGGUGGGGUCAGGUAGGACCAACAAGGUCAGGGGUGGGGUAGGGUAAAAUGAAAAGUAAUGGAUUUUUAAUUGUCCCAAAUGUCGUUUGUCCCAAAUGUCGCUGUCCCAAAUGACACCCUGCCGGUUAAACUUAUACUUUACAAUUUCAUUAUUUUGAAAGUAAUCUUCAUUGAGUUUAGGAUGGACUGUUCUUUAUGGGUGAUUGUAUUCAAGAGCUAAAGGCUUGUCCCAAUGUUAUAUUGACUCCCAAUCACCGAGAAUUUGACCGGUUGUACGAAACAGUAUUCAGUGAUCGCAAGAGUGAGGGAUCGGCCGAAAAUGUAAAGGAAUUAGCCAAGGAACUCGGAGUGAUUGUGUUCCGAAAGGGUGAAGAAGACUUCAUUACUAACGGAGAUCAAUGUAAGUACUUUUAACUAUAUGGGUUAUGAUCAAUUUAAGGAAAUGGGUACAAAAAUUUUGCUCUUAACUUUUUAAAAACCCUUAUGUAUGCUUUAUAAACAGGUUUGGUGAUUACUUGAUUCUUAAUUGAAAUUUAGUUGAGAAGGGUACCGAAAAAGGUUGUGACAGAAGAUGUGGAGGACAAGGUGACCUUCUGUCUGGUACCAUCGCCCUAUUUUCGUAUUGGGUGAAACUUAAAAAUGGUGACGAUUCAAUCAACGCAACUCAUCUUAUCAAAGGUGGUCAUCUGGCCAGCGACUUCAUCAGAUAUUGUUCACGAUACACCUUUUCAAAUGUCGGACGUUCUAUGAAUGCUGCUGACAUUUUAGAUAAUAUUAGACAUGUUGUCAAAGAGAACGAUGUAUAG
Bursaphelenchus okinawaensis is the source of this 2040-nucleotide messenger RNA. Lineage: Eukaryota; Metazoa; Nematoda; Chromadorea; Rhabditida; Aphelenchoididae. The record is from the annotation of a GenBank genome assembly.